This is a messenger RNA of Carlito syrichta (Philippine tarsier), 1975 nucleotides long. It is a transcript of the gene VRK3, whose product is annotated as vaccinia related kinase 3. Gene Ontology annotation, molecular function: protein serine/threonine kinase activity; ATP binding. The transcript has 15 exons. Lineage: Eukaryota; Metazoa; Chordata; Mammalia; Primates; Tarsiidae. The coding region runs from base 165 to 1628 and encodes 487 amino acids. Gene Ontology annotation, cellular component: nucleus; cytoplasm. Gene Ontology annotation, biological process: signal transduction; peptidyl-serine phosphorylation. The record is from RefSeq and is a predicted model, not a curated record.
GGAAGUCGGCCGCGCCUGCGCGGGCGAGUCCGGCCUUAGGGCGAGGAUGCGCGCGCAGCACUUUCCGCCCAGCGGAAGUUUCCGAGGGGCAACUGAGAAGGUUACUGUCAAGAUGGAGUUUCCAGCCCAGUGAAUCCAAGGGCCAGACUGUGACCCCAUAAAGCAUGAUUUCCUUCUGUCCAGACUGUGGUAAAAGUAUCCAAGCAACGUUCAAAUUCUGCCCCUACUGUGGAAAAUCUUUGCCUACAGAGGAACAUGCCGGGUCCCCAAUCUUUGCCAAGCCAUGCAUGUCGUCCUUUCGAGGCUCGAGGAAAGAGCUGAGCUCCAGUUCUGAAAGCUCUCCCAAGAAGGUGAAAUGGUCCAGCACGGUCACCUGUUCCCAAUUAUCCAUCUCAGAUGGUGACAAUUCUGAAUCUGAAGAUACUCUGAGUUCCUCUGAGAGAUCCAAAAGACUCUGGGACAGACCCCUAACCCCCAAAAGCAGCCUUCAGGUGACCAGGUGCAGCCCUCAGACAACCAAGCAUAGCCCUCAAACGACCAGGCAAAGUCCUCAGAUGACCAAACAAAGUCCUCAGACGACCAGGUGCAGCCCUCAGACGACCAGACAGAGCCCUCAGACGCUGAAGCGGAGCCGGGUGACCACCUCACUUGAAGCUUUGCCUACAGGGACAGUGCUGACAGACAAGAGUGGGCAGCACUGGAAGCUGGUAUCUCUCCAGACCAGGGAUGACCAGGGCAUUCUCUAUGAAGCUGAGCCCACCUCUGCCCUCGCCUGUGAGUCAGGUCCCCAGAAACAGAAGUUCUCACUCAAACUGGAUGCCAAGGAUGGGCGCUUGUUCAAUGAGCAGAACUUCUUCCAGCGGGCUGCCAAGCUUCUGCAAGUGAACAAGUGGAAGAAAUUGUACUCAACCCCCCUGCUGGCCAUCCCCACCUGUGUGGGCUUUGGUGUCCACCAGGACAAGUACAGGUUCCUGGUGCUCCCCAGCCUGGGGAGGAGUCUUCAGUCGGCCCUGGACGACACCCCGAAGCAUGUGAUGUCGGAGAGAUCUGUGCUCCAGGUGGCCUGCCGGCUGCUGGAUGCCCUCGAGUUCCUUCAUGAGAAUGAGUAUGUUCAUGGAAAUGUGUCAGCUGAGAAUAUCUUUGUGAAUCCAGAGGACCUGAGUCAGGUGACCCUGGUGGGAUAUGGCUUUGCCUUCCGCUAUUGCCCAAGCGGCAAACACGUGACCUACAUGGAAGGCAGCAGGAGCCCCCACGAGGGGGACCUUGAGUUCAUUAGCAUGGACCUGCACAAGGGAUGUGGGCCCUCCCGCCGCAGUGAUCUCCAGACCCUGGGCUACUGUAUGCUGAAGUGGCUCUACGGGCUCCUGCCAUGGACAAACUGCCUUCCCAACGCUGAGGAGAUUAUGAAGCAGAAAGAGAAGUUUCUUGACAACCCAGGGCCCUUCGUGGGACUGUGCGGUCACUGGAUCAGGCCCUCAGAAACCCUGCAGGAGUACCUGAGGGUGGUGAUGGCCCUCCAGUACAACGAGAAGCCGCCCUACGCCAUGCUGAGGAACAAUCUGGAAGCACUACUGCAGGAUCUGUGCGUGUCACCCUACGACCCCCUUGACCUCCAGAUGGUGCCCUAGGUGGGAAGAGUGUAACGUUCAAUAUGCAAUUUGCAAUAGGAAAAAAAAAUGAAGCAAUGUGACUCAAGGCCUGCUGUUUAAUCACGGAUGAGCUUCUAGAAGAAUCCCUAGAAUGUGCAUUCCUGCCACGUGUGUAGGCGACACUCCUCAGUCCUGACCUGCCUCAGGGAGCCCCGAGUGAAUGUGAAAUUCCUCCCCUUGGUGGCCCACCCUUGACGCUCUCGUCCGCCAGCUGGUGGGCUGUAGCCAGAGAGGAUGCCAAUGCCCAGACAGACGACAGGGUGGGCCAGAACCUGGGGGGACCCCUCUUCCCUUUGACACCACUCUGCUUAGGUAAUAAAUUGUUU